AUGGCAUUCGCCGGCGCAUCCUUCGGGCGGCGGCGGCGGCGGUGGCAGGGCCACCCCGCGGCCGCGCGCCGAUUUAGCUUUGGCCGCCGCAACAAAGCGAACCAAGGGGGCGGCGGCGGCGGCGGGGGCGCGGGGCAGGUGGCGCGCGUGUGCGAGGGGCUGCUGCUGUGCGCCGCGUCGGCGCUGCGCGUGGAGCGCGUGCGCGCGCUGGGCGUCACGCGCGUGCUCAGCGCCGCCCCCGAGCUGCCCGACACGCCGCUGCCGCCGGGCGUGGCGCUGGAGCGCGUGGCGCUGCGCGACUGCCCCGACGCCGACCUCGCCAGGCACCUCGACCCCGUCGCCGACGCCGUGCUGCAGGAGCGCGAGCGCGGUGGGACGACGCUCAUCCACUGCGUGGCGGGCGUGAGCCGGUCGGCGGCGCUGUGCCUGGCCUUCCUCGUGAAGCACCUGCGCAUGCCGCUGCGCAAGGCCUUCGCGCACCUGCGCGCCCGCCGCCCCUGCGUGCGCCCCAACGCAGGCUUCUUCCGCCAGCUCAUCGACUUCGAGCGGCGCACGCUCGGCGCCGCCUCCGUCGCCAUGCUCACCCACAAGGCGCUCUGCAUCCCGGACGUGUACGAGCCCGAGUACCGCGCCACGCUCUGCCUGCAGCGCCAGUUCCCGCGCAGCCUCGGCCGCCACUGAGCCACGCUCCUCCACGCCCCGCCCCGCUCCGCCCGAGGGACCAAGCGGACACAUAUAUAUAUUUUAUACUCUCUUUUAUGUGAUGUGGAUACGUGUAUAUACAUAUACAAAUAUCUAAUGCUAGAGACGCCAUAAUUUUAGUGGUUUAACCAAAAAUUUUAAUAUUUAUGUUUUGGGUUUUUUUCGUCACUGUUACUUUUAUCUAAGAAGCCUUAAUCGUUUGUGUCGGAUCUCUGCGUUGGAGAAAACUUUCUCUAUCUCCCUUUGAGAAUGACGUACAUCAAUGCAGCGUAAUCUCAUCCACAACACAAUUAUCUAGUGAUAACGACGUAUUCAUUAAGAAAGUUUUUGUUGGCUUGUUCACAAACGCUAAUUCGUAUUUAUGGAGCAAACAUCUUUUAUUAAAAACAAGAUAACUGGCAAUCAUUGUAUUGUACAAAGAUUUGAAUUCUAACAUUUUUAUAACAUGUCUGCUCCAUCGGUGUUCACAAAGUUAAAUAUGUCAAGGAAUUGCAGCCGUCGUCGGUAUUCUCAAGUAGAGAAUAUCAAGGACAUCGGGUGAUUUCUCCAAAUUCUAAAAAGUUAUCAUAAGGAUGCUUAUUUCAUAGACUAUAAAAUCGACAUCCUGACUUUGUGAACAGCAACGCGAUAUUAAUGUCAAUCACAGUUGCAGUAUUUGUCAAUCAAAUUUGCUUAAGCACAGAAGGUAAUGCAAAUGAAGCACUCAACCAUCUCAGCUGCUAGCACAUUCUCGCGGGGAAGGAGGGAGCUACGCUCUCGCCCCACAUUCCAAGGGGCUCCCCGCAAGCCUCGUCCACUAAACGCAAGGCAGCGCCACGGACAAGCGGACUUGGGCCAUCGCAAUGGCGUAAUAAUGAUGCAUGGAGGUUCUUAACUACUUACAUUGUUUUCUAAUUUAACAUAUAAUUAUACCAACUGGUAAGUAUUUCCAACAUUGUUUGAUCAUAUACAUACCAUAAAUUAGCAUUGAUACACCUCGUAGAAUAAAAUGAGACAGAAUAGUUACAUAUCAGCGCCUUGUACGUUAUGCACCAGUGUGAUAAAUUUUAAGCCAAGACUGAAUAGCUGACUCAAACUAUUGCUAUUCUCUCCAGCAUUUAUCUCUUUAUGUUUCUAUGAUUAUGCUAGUGAAAAAGUGGUACAGAAUAUAUGAUGCACUCUUAUGUGAAUUAAUUGGAGUGUACUUUUUUUUAUAAGAUUUAGAUUAAAUUUUUCGCAGAUAAUUUGCAUAUUUCUCAAAUGUAAUGGUCAAAAUCACUGUUUAUAGAAUGCCCGAAUACUUUAACUAGUAAAAAUAGGCAUAUGUAAAUAAACGACAAAAUAAAAUUGUUUUAGGUAAAAUAUUUAAACAAGAAGAUUCACAGAAACAAAAUGCAUAGAAUAUAAAUUUAAACAUUUUAAUUUGUCAACAUUUUCAUUGAAGUAUUUACAAUAACACUGACUUUUAUUGAAAUAGUGACAUUGUACUCAUUCUGACCUGAAAAGAAAUAGUUAACCCUUUUCAUAGUUUCAUUUGAUAUUCAUUAUCUUUAAGAAUGUGUGGUAUGAAAUUUCCCAAUAAAAAUUUAGAGGGCAUUUCAAUUCUGUCUCCUAUUUGUAAACGAGGAUAUGUUACAAUUUAAAUGUAUGUUACGCCUUUUUAAUGUCUUUGAGAAACCACUAUUUGACUGUUGCUGUGUUUAUGAUAAUCAAGAGAAUAUCACUGAGAAAAUGUCAUUAGUUGCAAUACGGGAUAUAUUCAGCUUCAUUACAGAUGCAAAACGGGAAGUGUCGUACACACACCUACUUCGUGGAUCUCAUGAUAAAGUAAAAUACUCUUGUACUUACAAGGGUGACUUGGAUACCCUCACAGGAAUUAAGAAAAUUGUUCUCAGGUAGACGUGGAGGUCAGUAUAAGAACCAAUCAGUAUUACGCAUGUUUUCUAACAACUCUAUCGACUUGCAGUUCAUUCGUUUGCACCACCCGAUCGUGAAAUGGAUCGCUUAAAAAGCUAGUGGUGCUACUACAGCAUGUACUUUCUCGCGUAUUAUCACGCAAAAUUACGUGAAAAGUACUCAAAGUUUCGAAAAAUUGUCCAUGACCUUAUUUUAAAACCUAUCUUUAAGGAAUCUAGCUAGUUAGUUGUAGGAAGACUGCGAAACAAUUGUGAACUUUUGCAAUUUUCGAGAAGUCAGGGUUUUCAACGAACAUGAGACCGCGACCUCAGCCAAAUCGAUUGGGGAAUAUCAAUGUUGGAGAAAAUCAGCAGAAUGGUUUAGCCGCUAGCGCGCUAUUCACAGACGGAAUGACAGACGUUUUGCCGUGAAACGAUUUUUUUGUAUCGAAGAACUCAACAAACGGAUUCUAGGUACACCACUUGUUAGAUACUUUUUUCUAAAUCUAAAUUCUCUCAAACCUAUAAUAUUGAGGGCUGUGAUUUAUGGGGAAUAACAUAUUACACAUAUUGACUAAAAGUAUUCCAAAUAAAGAGUAAAAAAUAGUCAAAAAAUUUAACAAAAGAUCUGAAAUAAUGAAAAUAAUAUAAAUAAAACGUUUAAGAUACUACAUAAAUAUAAGAGUGAAAAUGGAAAUCAAAAAUUAUCCAACUUCUUAAGUUAAGAACUGGAUUUUAUUAAGUCUGCCAUUUUUUGGGACCAUAAAAGUAUCACUCCCCUUCUAAGUAUCGUUUGGAAAAUACAUGAAAAUUCAAAUCACUUAUUUAUUUAUGAAUCAAAAACAAAACGAGUAGUAGGAAGUGCAUUCGUAAUGGAAGACAUUCGAAACUUCAACACAUCCACGCAAUUGUAUACCCGGCUGAAUUGUAUGCACUAUUUGAAGCUCUGAAUGCAAGAAAAUUCGCGAUCUGUGCAAACUUCCUUAGUCUUCUCUCUGGCCUGACAAUCGCUAGCGACAACUGUAUGAGGACCCAUUAUUCCAAAUGAUUUUAAUAUUAUGUCACAAAAAACAACGACAAACAUAAAUACGUUUAUCUGGUACCCUGGGUACGUGGGUAUUUCAGGAAAUGAAGAGGCCGAUAUUGUAGCAAGAAAUGCUGCAAAUUAUCAACCAGAAAUGAAUUUCCAUACGACCUCAAGACGCUAGAAAUGCUGCUUUAAAGUGCAUCGUCAGAGCAUGGCAGGCUAUAGGCAAUACCCUUUUCACAAAAUUAAACUUUAUCAAUAGCAGAGUCUCCGUAAAUGGUCACCAUAAAUCUACUACUCUCGGUGAGCAAGUGUGCAUCACAGAUUAAGAAAAGGCCCCGCCAGAAUAACUUCUUCCUAAAUGUUGAGAAAUGAAAAGCAACCCGUCUGCGGCUGCGGAAGUACUCUGACAGUGAAAUAUAUUCUGCGAUGCGAUCUCUCAGGACUCAGGGACUGAUGUAGUAUGAGAGACAACCCGAAGGGUGACAUUUGGGACUGAUAGGACAGCUACUGGCAAAAUGAUAAAAUUUCUGAAAGAGGCAAAUGUUUUUUAUACGAUUUAAAUGGUACAUUUUUAAUUCUUAGCACACCAGCGGACCAUAAUCGGUAAAGUGCUAAAUACCUUAAAUGCUAAGUAUUCAAAGUAUUAACAAAAUCUUAUUGAAGCCUAACUUGACUUCUGUGAUGUUUGGCUGUCCGUAAAGUUUCUUAUUUACUACUUCUCCCCGUUUACACAUUGGAGACAGAAUUUAUUUCUUUUAAUUUUACUGGCAUUAUUUUCUUGUACAAGGAAGAUAUUUUUGCAUUAAUUGUGAAUUUAUUUUGUACUGUUGUGAUAUCAUAAAAGGAAACUUAUAUGUAUAUAAAGUUGUCUAUUAUUAAUUUUUCAUUGUAUUUAAAAGGAAAAAUAAAUACAUAACUGAA
Messenger RNA from Gryllus bimaculatus (two-spotted cricket), 4527 nucleotides. NCBI's taxonomy places the organism in Eukaryota, Metazoa, Arthropoda, Insecta, Orthoptera, Gryllidae. The record is from the annotation of a GenBank genome assembly.